CCUGGCAGCUUGGAUAUGGUUCUGUCCUGGGUAAAGAAAGCAUGGCUGUUUUUUUUUUUUUUCCAUUUCUCUUUCCUAGCACUGGAGCACGUUCCAAAUUCAGUCCGCCUAUGGAAGGCGGCUGUUGAAUUGGAAGAACCCGAGGAUGCCAGGAUAAUGCUGAGCCGGGCGGUGGAAUGCUGCCCCACCAGCGUGGAACUGUGGCUUGCCCUGGCAAGACUCGAAACCUACGAAAAUGCUCGUAAGGUCUUAAACAAAGCCCGUGAGAACAUUCCAACUGACAGGCACAUCUGGAUUACGGCUGCCAAGCUUGAGGAGGCUAACGGGAAUACUCAAAUGGUGGAGAAGAUCAUUGACCGAGCCAUCACCUCGUUACGGGCUAACGGGGUGGAAAUAAACCGGGAGCAGUGGAUCCAGGAUGCUGAAGAAUGCGACAAAGCUGGAAGUGUGGCCACCUGCCAGGCGAUCAUGAGAGCAGUGAUUGGAAUUGGGAUUGAAGAGGAAGACCGGAAACACACCUGGAUGGAAGAUGCUGACAGUUGUGUGGCUCACAAUGCCUUGGAGUGCGCCCGGGCAAUUUACGCUUAUGCCCUGCAAGUAUUCCCCAGCAAGAAGAGUGUCUGGUUGCGAGCAGCCUAUUUUGAAAAGAAUCACGGAACAAGGGAAUCUCUGGAAGCUCUCUUGCAAAGAGCUGUUGCUCACUGCCCCAAAGCUGAAGUCUUGUGGCUCAUGGGGGCAAAGUCCAAGUGGCUGGCUGGAGAUGUCCCUGCUGCCAGGAGCAUUCUGGCGUUGGCUUUCCAGGCCAAUCCCAACAGUGAAGAGAUUUGGCUGGCUGCCGUGAAGUUGGAAUCCGAAAACAACGAAUACGAAAGAGCAAGGCGGUUGUUGGCCAAGGCCCGUAGCAGCGCCCCAACAGCUCGAGUCUUCAUGAAGUCUGUCAAACUCGAAUGGGUGCUUGGAAACAUUGCCGCAGCUCAAGAGCUCUGUGAGGAAGCCCUGAAGCACUAUGAAGACUUCCCCAAGCUAUGGAUGAUGAAAGGACAGAUAGAGGAACAGGAGGAGCUGAUUGAAAAAGCCCGAGAUGCAUAUAAUCAGGGGCUGAAGAAAUGCCCUGGUUCGAUCCCUCUUUGGUUGCUGUUGUCCAGGCUGGAAGAGAAGGUCGGUCAGCUCACCCGGGCCAGAGCCAUCUUGGAGAAAUCUCGUCUGAAGAAUCCCAAGAACCAAGAUUUGUGGCUGGAAUCAGUGCGGUUAGAGUACAGAGCUGGGCUGAAGAACAUUGCAAAUACUUUGAUGGCGAAAGCAUUGCAAGAGUGUCCCAAUUCAGGAAUUCUGUGGUCGGAAGCCAUCUUCUUAGAGGCCAGACCUCAAAGGAAGACAAAGAGCGUGGAUGCUCUGAAGAAGUGUGAACACGAUCCCCACGUCCUCCUGGCAGUGGCCAAGUUGUUCUGGAGCGAACGUAAAAUAACCAAGGCUCGAGAGUGGUUCCAUCGGACCGUGAAGAUAGAUUCUGACCUGGGGGACGCUUGGGCUUUCUUUUAUAAAUUUGAGCUUCAGCAUGGCACUGAGGAGCAGCAAGAAGAGGUGAGGAAGCGUUGUGAAAAUGCGGAGCCACGCCAUGGAGAGCUGUGGUGCGAGGUCUCCAAGGACAUCAGCAACUGGCAGAGAAAGAUUGGCGAGAUCCUGAUCCUGGUGGCAGCCAAGAUCAAAAACACCUUCUAGAACUUGGGAGGUGUGGAAUCAAAGGAGACCUUGGGUUGGACUCUGUCUUCUUGGGUUAUCACUCACGCAAAGAGCAUGAAAGAGAGAGAAGAUGCCGGGGAGCAUAUUUGCUGCAGCUGUGCCUCCCCGGGCUCUUCCUUGAUAGCUGUCGGUCACAAGGAUGAUGAACUGUGUGGGAGACGCUUCAUAUAGCAGCUUAGCAAUUCUGAAGUGCAGAUACCAGGAACUUAACAGUCCUAGUCGAGAGGCAGACGUGCCUCCUGUGCCUAAACUCUCCUGGUGUUUUUUUUUUUUUACCCCAGAUUCCCCUGAGAAGCAUCUGGCUGGUGGGCCCUCCUAGGGACCUGGCUUUCUAAUAUUCAGUUUGCCUACCUAAUAUCGUCUUCUUCCCCUUAAGUACCUGGCUAUUUAAAGAGUGCAGUCUAUUUUUCUACAAGAAAACCCCAAGUGGUUUAACACCCACUUUUCAGCAGAAUUCUGCAGGAAUCCUUGACUAGGAUUUGUCUUUUGUAAGUGGACCAAGAAUGGAAUCGGAAAACCAGCAGACCAGUUAGAAAGCUACGAAUUUUGAAGUCUGUUGGAAAACCUGGGCAGAGAAACCAGCGGGAGAACAGGCAGCGUUGCUGCUACAGGGAAGUUCACUGUUCAUUGAGUUAGGACAGAAUCUUGUUGAAAUGCUUUUGAAAUUAAAAUGACGUACUGUUUUAACAGGUUCCCCCCCCUCCCCUUAUCUCUGGAUGUUUUGUUUUCUCUUUGGAAUUUUAAACGAUAGUGCUUUCUGAUCGGUAGAAGAAUUAUCACAAAAUACAGAAUAGGAAUCAAUGAGAGGGUAGAAAAAGCGUGUUUAACCAACAGAUGAUUUCGCAGAAGAGCCGAUAGCCGUAAAGAGGGAAUACCAAAUGAAAGGAGAAGUUUAUUGGUGGAAGGACGUGGGUGAACUGACAAGAUCUCUGCCGCUGUACAGUUGUGUGGGAACGUCCCCUGAAUAAACCCUGUUUAAGCUGUU
This is a messenger RNA of Python bivittatus (Burmese python), 2725 nucleotides long. The record is from RefSeq and is a predicted model, not a curated record. NCBI's taxonomy places the organism in Eukaryota, Metazoa, Chordata, Lepidosauria, Squamata, Pythonidae.